Molecule: messenger RNA, 1179 nt
Organism: Ctenocephalides felis (cat flea)
Lineage: Eukaryota; Metazoa; Arthropoda; Insecta; Siphonaptera; Pulicidae
Product: kinesin-like protein KIF23
Exons: 2
Biological process (GO): microtubule-based movement
Cellular component (GO): microtubule; kinesin complex; nucleus
Molecular function (GO): microtubule binding; ATP binding; microtubule motor activity
Source: RefSeq, a predicted model, not a curated record
AUGAACUUGAAGGCACUUCUACAAUGGUCAAAAACCCCAAAGCAAAUAAAAUUAAAUACAAAUGGAUCAAAUUCUACCAAAGACCCUGUUCAAGCUUAUUGCAGACUACGGCCCAUGAAAAAUGAGUCUGAAGAGUCCUGUUUAAAACUAGUGUCCCAAUCGUCUGUUCUAUUAUCACCACCAACAACUGCAGUGAAUUAUCGAGCAAACUUUAAAGAAGUUAAGUACAAAUUCAGACGCGUUUUUGAUGCUGACAUAGGCCAAAAUGAAAUAUUCAAUGAAGUCGCUCGUCCGUUAGUGGAGAAUUUAGUAAGAGGUCGCAAUGGGCUUCUAUUUACUUACGGAGUUACAGGCAGCGGUAAGACUUACACAAUGGUCGGUGAUAAACAGAACCCUGGUCUUAUGCAGCGUAGUAUUGAUGUCCUAUUUAAGACUAUUGCUAACAAUCAUGCUAAGAAAUUUAUAUUCAAGCCAGAUAAGUUAAAUGGUUUUGAUGUUCAAUCCGAAGCUGAUGCUUGUGCUGAGAGGCAUGCAGAAUUGUCUAGCAAAUAUUCGAAAACUCCCAAACGGUGUAACUCUGACUUGGAAACACCUGUUAUUACUGAAGAUCUCUCUGUAGUUGAAGGAGUAGACGAUGAUAAUAUUUACUCAGUAUUUGUUACUUUUGCUGAGAUAUAUAAUAAUAGCAUAUAUGAUUUGCUAGAGGAAAGUGCUAAUAAAGAUCAGCGUAGCCUGCAAAACAGAAUGAUACGUGAAGAUGGUGCUAAGAAUAUGUAUUUGCAUGGGAUUACUGAAAUUGAAUGCAAAAGUACUGAGGAGGCUGUUGAAAUAUUUAACAGGGGACUGAGGCGUAAAAGGAUGGGUUGUACUAAUAUGAAUUCAGAGAGCUCACGCAGUCACUCUGUUUUUACAAUUCGAUUGGUGCAGGCACCAACUGAUCAAUCUGGAGAAAAUGUAAUCCAAGAGAAAAGAGUAGUUUGCAUUUCUCAAUUAUCUUUAGUAGACUUGGCAGGAAGUGAACGAGCUGUGCGCACAAAGAAUUCCGGAACUCGAUUGCGUGAAGCAUGUUGCAUAAAUAAUUCUUUAAUGACUCUGAGAUCUUGUCUGGACAUACUGCGUGAAAAUCAAAUGACUGGAAGUAACACAAUAGUGCCAUACAGGGACUCAAAAUUAACCCAU